AUGGGAUGUGAGUCAACCCAAGGGAGUGUGUGGUUGGGUGUGGGUGGUUUCGUUGUUUUGCUCCUAUUUUGGAUCUACUUUGUUCGGGGAUUGCCUUUGUGUUUCGGUGGCUUGGGUGGUUUCCCCUAUGGCCACCACGACGGCGCGGCCUCAAGGAAGCCACCAAACGCUACGGUUGAAGCCGUGAAUUGGCCUCCCGGUGUUGUAGUCGCUGUUGCUCCUCCUCUCGAUCCCAUGACCGAAAGCACCACUGCGCUACCUCUCAGCCAUCUUGUUGCAAGCACUACACCCACAUCGGAUCCCACAGUCGAAACCAUGGCUUUGCUACAGGAACAGACAGCUGCAGCGCCUUUGCAGCCACAGAGUAUGGUCACUGCCAUGCCCUUGCAAACAUGCGAUUAUGCCACCGGGUCUAGCAGCUGCCACCAACUUGGCCUCGUGGCCGGAUUCGUACUUUCCACCACUACGUCGCCGCCCGUGACCAACUUGGCGCUGCCAUUGACUUCGGCUCAAUCUUGGAGCAAAUGCGUUUGUUCCCUCCUUUGCCUCCACGUUUGA
Messenger RNA from Prunus armeniaca (apricot), 558 nucleotides. The record is from the annotation of a GenBank genome assembly. NCBI's taxonomy places the organism in Eukaryota, Viridiplantae, Streptophyta, Magnoliopsida, Rosales, Rosaceae.